CAGUAUUUCUUCCCGUACUUUGGGGAGGACAGUCGGUUCAUGUAACAUUGUGUUCUGACUUUUGGUGUCAGGUUCAGCUAUUUGGAGACAAUUGUGAUUUCCGAGAGGGAAUCUUGGUGAAGAAAAACUAUGAUGCACUGGGAGAAUUCCAGGGAAGGGUGUUUAUAUCUCUCAACACAAACCUCAGUUCAGAUUUAGCUCAGCCUGCAGUGCAGACCACAUCACUUACAGCUGUCAUUGUGUCAGUUCUUCCGACUUUUGGGUUGGAAUUGGCUCGAUGGCUUCUCCCACUCGUUUAUUUUGGUUGCUCCAGUUCCUAAACUUCAUAUCAGCCGGCCUGUCUUGCUUUUGCGACCGUUACCCUUGGGGCCCGUGGUCGGCCUGCUCUAGGACCUGCAACCACGGCACACAACACAGACACAGGGACAUUAAAUAUGACGACUACUACUGGAAGAGCAGCUGUCCUCAGCUGUGCGAGAGUCGUGAUCGACGUGCUUGCAAUGUGCCCGCUUGUCCCAUCAAUUGUGUGCUGACAGACUUCGGGCCCUGGUCUGCCUGCUCCCCCUGUGCCAAGAAACAGUUACGGACCAGGUCAGUCCAAAGGCCAUCCCAGUUCGGUGGGUCCCCUUGCAGUGUGGAGCUGACCGAGGAGAGGCCCUGCUAUCCUGCCACAGAGUGCAAGCUGCCACCCGUCCACUGCAGGGACAACUUCAAAUGUGAUAAUGGACGCUGCCUCAACACCACGCUAUUGUGCAACAAACAGAACGACUGUGAAGAUAACUCCGACGAGAGGGACUGCGGCGACUUCAAAGUCGUGUGUCCAGCCGAGAAGAGAGUGGCUCCCGGGGCGGACCUGGUGGGAAAUGGGUUUGAUGCGCUGGCAAAUGAGCCCAGAGGGGCAGUCCUGAACAAUAUGUUUAUGGGCGAAAAUUGCAUCAUCCGGCGGCCUCAGAGUACACUUCUCUACCAUCGAGUACCUCAUAACUUUGACAGCUUUGAUAUCAAGGUUGGCAUGCUGGAAGAUUUCAGCACAGAUCCUAAGCCACUCCACACUGAGUCCAUUCAAGUGAAGACCUCUACUUCCCACCAAGACAAUGAAGACCCCAAGAGACAUGGCUUCUUCUGGCAAUUUCUGCCAAAGAUGACAUCAUACAAGGCUGCGUUUGAAGCCUCAAAGAAAAUGGACUCCUUAUUUUUGCGGGUGCACCAGAUACUCCCUGUGUCCACUUUUAAGGUGCGAGACCCGAGCGAUUUGGUCUUGUCCGGACCUUUUCUCCAGUUCCUCCACGCUCUUCCACUGGAAUACAACUUCGCCCUCUACAGGGACAUCUUUCAGCGCUUCGGAACACACUACUACAGUUCUGGGACGCUGGGGGGUCUCUACGACUUGCUCUACCAGUACAACCGAGAAGAGCUCAGCAGUUCAGGUGAAACCGAGGAGCAUGUCAAAGGUUGUUUGGGACGAGAAACAGGAUGGACCGCGGUCCUGUACAGUCAACACGGGAAUGGACCCAUGUGCUCCGACAACAAGAUGACUCAAAAAUAUCAAGGCUCGUACAUUCGUGCAGCAGAGAAGUCGUUCUCUGCGGUGAGAGGCGGUCGAGCCAGAGAGGCGGCAGCUCUGGCCUGGGACAAGCAGGGUCCGGCUCCUGAUCGGACCUCCUACAAGAACUGGGCCAAGUCCGUCCUUGAAAAUCCUGCCGUGGUCGAUUACAAGGUGUUGCCCAUGGUAGAUCUGGUACGGGGUAUCCCCUGUGCAGCCACAAAGAGGAGGCACCUGAAGAAGGCCCUGCUCCAGUAUUUGGAGGAGUUUGACACAUGCAAGUGUGCGCCGUGCCUCAACAACGCCAAAGCAUAUCUCUCCGGUACGGAGUGCAAGUGUGCCUGCCAGACUGGCACAUUUGGCCCCAAUUGUGAACAAAGAGCUCCUGACUACACCUCAGAGGAAGUAGACGGGUCCUGGAGCUGCUGGGAGCCAUGGAGUCGCUGUGGAGCCUUCAUGAAAAGACACCGCAGGAGGAGGUGCAAUAACCCCGCCCCCUUGAGAGGAGGCCAACCUUGCACGGGUCCUGAGACGGACGAGGAGCUCUGUCACAUCUCCCUCUUUAAAGGACAGGAAACGUGUGACAAUGAUGAUGACUUCUCUACGGGAUGGAGGGAAGAGCUGCCUCCUGGUGUGAAGGGCUGUCCCAGACCACCGCCACCCGACAAUAGCUACCUCAGGAAAGCAAAGCAGUACUAUGACUUUGGUGAGGAUGAGGAGGUCAAGUGCUACACCGGGUUCGACAUGGAAGGUUUCCAGUUCAUCAACUGUCUUCCCGAUGGGACGUGGAGUCCACCAAAAGCGAGGUGCCUCAGGAAGAUCUGCCUUCCUCCCAACAUCCCAGACAGCAUGACUUUGUCCCCCAACAAAGAGGAAUACAAAGUGGGUGAUGUAGUGGGUUUCAACUGCCUUGAGGCGGGCCUGUCUCCACUGCCUCGAGGUCUGCACAGGUGUGGCACCAGACUCACCUGGGAGCCCCCGUUACCUGCAGCACUACACUGCACUGAUGAGGAAGCGUAUGAAGCUGACAGUCAGUGUGGUCCUGGUGAAGAACGUCAAGGCUCUCAAUGUGCUUGCAUUCCACGGGAGAUCUGCUUAACCGAACCGGAGAGUCUGUGCGUCCUGAACACCGACGUCAACGUCACCGUGCCGAUGUCCCUCUGCUCCUUCCACGCUGCCCGUUGCCACGGCGACCCCCUCCUCUUCCUGAGCGACGGCGCUUGCGACGCUGUAGGUCCGGCUGAACUGGAGUGGGCCAGGUUCCGAGCCGCGUGGGCCUUGAAGAGUUCUGUUCGGGAGCCGUGCGACCUCAAUGUUUGUUACGAAUGGGAGAGCUGCUCGUCCUCCACAAAAUGUGAAUGCAGAGCAGCUCGGGAUUGUCCUCCAGCCACGGAGCACAUGUUCUGCCUCAAGCUGACUCGAGGCCAGAUGACUCGCAGCAUGAAUCUUUGCUCCAUGGUCGCCCUCAGGUGUGCCAACUACCAGUUUGAGAUCCUCAAUGAAGGAUCCUGUACUGUGUGAUACCGGCGACUCUGUGUGGCCCAGCUAAAGGAUCCUGUACUGUGUGAUACCGAGGACUCUGUGUGGCCCAGCUACCAGUUUGAGAUCUUCAAUGAAGGAUCCUGUACUGUGUGAUACCGAGGACUCUGUGUGGCCCAGCUACCAGUUUGAGAUCUUCAAUGAAGGAUCCUGUACUGUGUGAUACCGGGGGCUCUGUGUGACCCUACACUACAUUUUCUCUCCAACAAUUAGGGCUUGAAUCAUCAAAUGAAACCCUCCAAAGCGACAAAAUGUCGCUAGUUGUGGAAAAUAUUAACCAGGGUUGUAUAAAGUCGAGUUAGGAGGCCAUUUGUGGGCCCUAAUCAUUUGUUUAGGGUAUAGCUUAUUUGGUAGAGUGGCCAUGCAAGCAACUUGAGGGUUCCAGGUUCAAUCCCCGCUUCUGCCAUCCUAGUGACUGCAGUUGUGUCCUUGGGCAAGACACUUUACCCACCUGCUCCCAGUGCCACCCACACUGCUUUAAAAAUGUAACUUGGACAUUGGGUUUCAAGAUGUAAAGUGCGUUGAGUCGCUAGAGAAGAGUGCUAUAUAAAUAUAAUUCACUUCACUACGGCAUUUUUUGGACUUUAAGACGCAUCUUUUACACGUUAUGUAGACCACAAGGAAAUGUUUUACAUUUAGAAAAAAUGAAAUAAAAUAUGACCCCUUAAAUGCGCCCUAUAAUCUGAUGCUCCUUUUGUAUGAAAAUAGACCUGACUAAACCCACUCCUCGGCACUGCACCUUAUAGUUCGGUGCGCCCUAUGGUUCAGAAAAUACGGUACUGUUAUUAAAACAAAACAUUAAAAGUAUAAUUUAAAAAAAAACAUGUGGAAUGUAUCUUAAGGGGCUGGUGUUUGACUGGAUCCCAGGAU
Messenger RNA from Nerophis ophidion (straightnose pipefish), 3952 nucleotides. It is a transcript of the gene c6.2, whose product is annotated as complement component 6. Gene Ontology annotation, molecular function: protein binding. Gene Ontology annotation, cellular component: membrane attack complex. The coding region runs from base 278 to 3064 and encodes 928 amino acids. Gene Ontology annotation, biological process: immune response. The record is from RefSeq and is a predicted model, not a curated record. Lineage: Eukaryota; Metazoa; Chordata; Actinopteri; Syngnathiformes; Syngnathidae. The transcript is spliced from 18 exons.